Messenger RNA from Trichobilharzia szidati, 3830 nucleotides. NCBI's taxonomy places the organism in Eukaryota, Metazoa, Platyhelminthes, Trematoda, Strigeidida, Schistosomatidae. The record is from the annotation of a GenBank genome assembly.
AUGGUCGUUGCACAAACUGACAUUCAGAAUAACAAUAAUAACAAUAAUGAUAAUAACACCAAUAGAGCUGAUGAGACUGCAGAUGGAAUCCAGCUGAAAAUCAAGCCUAACAGUGAUCAUCCACAAGUUAAUACACCUAACCAACAUCAGUCAAUCAAUUCAUCAACACAUCAAAAUGAUUCAGGGAAUAAAAUCAAUAAUGAAAGCAAACCUCAGCAAAUGAAAUCCACCGAUGUAUGUGCUAAUGAUGAUAAUGAAGAGAAAAUAUUAGCUGAAUUAUUCAAUAGGAAACAGUUACUGUUACAACGUCUUUCUGAAGAAAUGGAAAAAUAUGAACAAUUAUGCUGGGAAGAAAUGGCGAUUACUAGAAAUAUAUCAGAUCAAUCAUUUCUCCCAUUGAAUCAUUUGAAUGUACGUAGCAAUAGUGAAACAAGAAAUCCUUUUAAUACAACGCCACGUGUAAUUCUAGAUCAGACAAAUAAUACAGCUAACUGUACAAAUAGAUCUAGAGGUAUAGCUGCACGUUUAAAAUUUCGUAAUUCACGAAGAUCAAAAAGUGCUCAUGAAAGAAUACCUGAAUCUCCCUAUAGACUUUUUCAAAGAAACACAGCUGAAUUAUCCCCUACAAGAAGAUCACUUACUGACAAUCUGCUUGAUGAUAAUUCAGAAAAUUCAAAAAAAUCCUGGAAAUGGUGGAGGACAAAUAAAGAUCGUGGUGGACUGUUGAACAGUGGUGUACGUAGAAGACAAUCGAUAGGUAUGAUUGCUGAACAAUACUUCCGCUAUUUUACAAAUGAUAAAAGUGAACACUCGCGUGGAGGUAGUCUACCGCCUAGAGAUAAUAACACGAAUAACGGCAAUAACAGUAGUACCUGUAAAAAUGAAACAAAACAAUUGACACCAUCAGUAAAGCUGGAUGUAAAUAAGAGACAAUCCCUUCAUCUAGAGGAAUUCCUACAAUUUUUAAGUGCUCAUCAACAGAAUAAUAGUAAUAAUAAUAUGGAAUCAAGUCAUUUGGGGACGUAUCCACCACCUCAUAAUGCUUGUCAUCUCUAUCAACAUCAUCACUAUCACCACCAUCACCAUGAACCACAGCAACGACAGUUCCAGCCACAAGUUGACAGAAGUUUAUCUCAACCAGAAGCAUAUGUGUUAGCACCAAAGUGUAUCUGUUCAAAUGAAUUACAACAAGUCACUUGUAAUAAUCAUCAGAGACAGCAACAUUUCACUGGAUUUCGAACAAAUGAACCUUUGUUUUACAGUAGUCAAAGGAAUCCAAAUAUCACCACUGCCUACAAUGGACAUAAAAAAAUAUAUGAUUCAUGUCAUCAUAUCCAAAGGAAUCCUAACAACACUAAAAGACAAUCUACGCAUAUCAAUGGAGCGUUAAACAAUCAAAAUACACUUUACGGAUCACCCUCUUCGUCAGCGUACACAUCACAAGUGAAAUUAAUGCCAGGGAUGCACUUAUAUUCUCUUCAAAAGAACAAUUCAUCACUGGGUACAACAGGAUCAGUCUGUCCUGGAUCUUUUAUUGUUUGUACUGUUCCCCCUGGUACCACAACUCCUUUCCCUGUUCCUCCUACGCAUAUCCAAUCUAUUCAGCCUACCUCGUCAUCAACACCUGCACCACCUAUACCUCCAAGAAUUCAUGGUCGAACAUCUAUCAUGUUAAAUCAUAGUUCUAAAUCAAUGGAAGAAAGUGUUUUAUCUAAGACAAUUGAUGAAUCGAACAUGAAAAUCGAUAAAAGCCAAGUGAACACUACUCAGCAUAUCAUCAUUAGUGAAAUGGAUAAAUCCGUUAACCCUAUUAAUAAUAUAUGUAUACCAGUGACAAGAAAAACAGGGACAACUGUCAAUUUGGUGCCUUACAGUUCACGAUGGCCCACUGGUUGUGGUGGUGGUGGCGCUGGCGCUGGCGGUGAGAAACAUGCCUAUUUUAAUUGUAUGGCUAGCCGACAACACAACAUCAAGUCAAACUUUCCAAGUAAUUGUGCGUUUAAAGAAACAAUAUCAUCACCACAGAAAAAUCCAGUUAACAAUGGACCGUAUAAAACAAAUUAUGCAGUGAAACCCAUUCAUCAACAUUUUCAACAGCCACAACAACAACUCCCUUCGAAAGUAACCAAUUAUCCUCAGCCUCUGUCAAACAGCACACAUCAAGUCCUGUUAAGCAAAAGUAAUCAAAAACAAUCUUUAAAUGGAAAUCUACCGGAUAUGUCUAAAUUGAAUAAAGCGGAUCUUUUAAAUCUGACUCAUUGCAAUAAUAAUAGUAAUAAUAAUUCAGCUAGAAAUUAUGAUCGAUAUUCUUCACAGAUAAGAAAAUCAAUAAAAACUACUGAACCAUUGAACACUAGAAUACAGUCAAUACAAUCAGUAGCAAAUAGUUAUCCACAAUGGAUUGUUAGAAAUCAGUUUAGCAGUAAUAAAGAUAUCACUAAUGAGCCUUUUCUUGUAUAUCAAUUGAAUCAACCAAAGAAGAAGAGCAGUAGAAACAAUCCUCAAGUAGAAUUCGACGAAUCUAAAAAUUCUCCAUCAGUUUCAUCGCCAUCAUCAUCAUCAUCGUCAACAGCAGCAGCAGCAGCGGCAGCGGCAGUAGCGGUGAAUCAAAUGAAUUCAACAUCUUCAACUUGUAAUAAUGUAAAGAAUCAUUCUGUUGGCUGGGAGAUCAAUUUAGGCUGUGCGUACAAUAACAAUAAUACUAAUAGUAAUAACGGUAAUAACAAAUCAGUACCUGUGCAUUAUAUAACUCCGGUCAACUUUAAACAAUGUUGGCAACAGACACGUGAACCAUCGCUACUGGUCAAUCGAAAUCAAUCACAGUUGUCGUCAACACCAAAAACAUCACACAGUACUACUCCUCUUCAGUCUACACAAUAUCCUAAGACGCUUGUCGACGGUUAUUCUUCUGUACAAAAGAAGCUCUUUCCUCCGAAUUGUCAACAAGAGUUUGUAUUGCAUAACAGACAUCAUAGUAAUAAUCAUAAUAAUAUUAAUAGUAACAGUACUAAUCAUCACAAUGCAUGUAGUAAUAGUAAUAACAAUCAAUCAGAACAUCCACAUUAUCCUAAUCAUCGUUAAUCAAUCAAAUAAUCGAUUAUACAGAAGUCUGAUUAGUCCUAUAAUAUGUCUUUCUUACGUUUUUUAAAAACUUUGUAUAUGUAUAUACAUUGAUUGUACUUAAAGUUUUGAAAAAGAGCAAACUAACAGGAGCUUUAUUCAGACUAAUAAUGACUUGGCAACUAACUAUGCUCCUAUAAAUGUAUAGUGGUGAUAACCACAUACACACUCAUGAAAACUAGCUCAAAGUGACUGUGACACUCACACCCACACGCACACAAGACACACACAACUCAUUUGGACAUAUUAACUGCUCACAGAUUGACUGACACCUACAAACUACCGAGUGACAGUCAGUCAGCUAAAGUUGUAGACGAAGGAUCCAAUGAAAGGAAUGCCUGUGUUUGUCAGACUGCCCACAACGAGGUUGAUGAUCAGUUAAAAUACACAUGGAUCAAUAGAAAGCUGACAGAACAGUUGUACACCCUAGUCAGAGGCUAAGAUGACCAGAAUUUUGUUACACACGAGAUAGUGAGUGGAUGAAGCAUGGACUAUGUGAGCUACUGACUGUAGUCUGUGUGAUAAAAAGGUCGAUUUGUUUCCAAUUAUUACACUUGCUUAUUGAGUAUAUUGCCUUUGAAAUGAUGAUAUAUAUAUAUGUAUUAUAUGUAAAUUGUAAAGUAUUUUGUAUGUAUCAAAAGUUGUUUGUUUUGUUUCUUUCUAUGUUGUAAUAAUUAAAUGAAUUCCCUUUGGUUACAAAAUUUUCAACC